ACUGUUAUGCGACUGAACAUGCCUUUAGUCGCGUUUUCUAAAUGAGAGUUGGAAGGAAAGUGGAUAGUAAACAAGGCCGUUUUUGGUUACCAAACCAAGCAACCUGCUUUGUCGUUUAUGAAUAUAUUUCGUGUUAAAGGCGGAUGACCUCGGUUGAAAGGAAGAUUUAGACGUACUCUCUCAAAAUGACGGAGAACUUUCUGCUUAACGCGUCUUUGAUGUAUGAAGACAAAUGUCCAGAGCUCUCAAGAUUCUUGCUCCAAAGACACAUAAAAAUGAAUUCAUUGAAAGGAGAGUCAUCCAGGCUGUUGCAAAGCACCGCAGUUUGUCCGUACUGCUAUCAGUGGCUGCGGCCUGACAAUCACCACAUGAGGUUGAAGCCGAAACGACUUCCAACUAUGAGGGAGCGAGGUCUACUGCAGAGAAAAGCCAGAGGCAAGCGACUCACGCCGAUACAAGAGCGUCUGCUACGCAACUACCAGAAGUCAUCAUCAGUUCUGAUGGCCACCUGCCACACCUGUAGUAAGACUUCCAGGCACAGAGGCAUGAGUCGGGAGUUCAUCACUGCUCUGACCAAGAACCCCUGCACCCCAGGUAGCGGCGGCAAACACCGGACGCCACAGUCAGGUCACCGACCCAGCAUGACCACACCGAAGACCCCCGGCAAAGAUAAAACACCUGUUCAUACGCCCAGGUCAUCCAGCUCGUCCAGCACUCCAGGGUCAGGCUCAUCUGCCACCAAGUGCCCCCCCAAAGGAAAAAACUGGGUCGUCCAGCGUCUCAGCAAGAUCCUCAUGCGAGAGAACAACCAGAGCAGCAAGAAGGGCAGCUUGAAAGAUUUCCUGUUUUCAAUUUGAGUGUCUUGGAAAUCACUUUUAGAUUCUCUCCUGAACAUCAAGGGCUGCACCCGUGGUGUAACUUGUUUACACAGAGAGGCAGAGGGGAACCUGAGAAAUCAACCUUGGUUUCUGGUUUCCUUGUGGACGGGGUGACAAAUGUGCCCACCAGCGCGAGAGCUGCUGGGCUGUUAGGAUCGGCUCGCCUGGAAUCCUAAAGUCAACAAGCUGGUAUAUGGUGGUGCUUGUUUCAGCAACUAUUGUAAGAUAAGAGUUUCUUCUUUGUCACGUCUGUCACAUCAACACAUCAGAAUUAUCUCCUCCAGUGGUGUUCAUACUAUCAUAAUCUGGCUACACAUUUAUAGUUCUUUAUAUGAUGGUUCAUAUACAGUACUUUCAAUAGUGGAUGUGAAUUCCAUUGCUGUACCCAUUCAUUUUCAAUCUUUUUGUAAUGUGUUGUUAUUGUUGCAGUCACAUCAAUAUAAAUGUGAGACUUUUUUUUGCUCUAGCUGCCCUCAAACUAGAGUUUUAUUUAUUUACUGAACUGCCUACCAUGUUGAAUUUUCUGCUAUUUGUCAUUUUCUUCUUUGUUGGUGGAAAAAGUAUUGAUGUUUCUAAAGAUUUUGUAUAUCAAUAUCACCCUAUAUGUCGUUCUUGUUUUGGAAAUGUACAGUUUGUGUUAUUCCUGAAAUACCUCAGAUUUGUACUUUAAUUAUUCCAUGAAAUAAAACCUUUAUUAUCGAUCUAUCUGUUUUCAUGAGCCAUGAUCUCUGCGUGUGUCUGUUUUAGUCUUAGCAAUGAAGAAUGUCGAAUAUUACUCCAGUGUAAAGUCAAUAAAAGUGGAAAUAAUUUAUGAGUAUGACAGUAGCAUGUCUUAAAUAUUUAAGUUGUAUUUUUCCUCAUAAUUCUUGUUAGUCUAAACAUUUCAAGUGUUCAAUUAGGUCAACCAGACAGCAGGUGGCAGUAGUGUUACUGACGCACGCAGGUGACGUGAGGAAGAGGCAGCCAAUGGGAAUGAAUGA
Synchiropus splendidus (mandarinfish) is the source of this 1858-nucleotide messenger RNA. It is a transcript of the gene rmp24, whose product is annotated as chromosome 4 C18orf21 homolog. The record is from RefSeq and is a predicted model, not a curated record. The transcript is spliced from 5 exons. NCBI's taxonomy places the organism in Eukaryota, Metazoa, Chordata, Actinopteri, Syngnathiformes, Callionymidae. Bases 186 to 857 code for a protein of 223 amino acids.